CUUUAUAAAAAAUGUCAACGAAUACUGUAAAAAUGCUUUAAUAACGUAAUAUUGAUAUAGAAGUAUCAUGUUUUGAAGAUAAAUUACAAAUUUCACCUUCAAAAUAAAAUAAAGAAAAUUCACAUCUAUCAAAAUCUAAAACAUGUGACAUGAGUGAUCUUGUUAGAUUACUACAUAAGGUGGAUAUUCAAAGUACUUAAUAGGGAGGUAGUAUAAUUAUUAAAUCUAUAGACUAAAUUGAAUAGGAAUAAGAUAGUACCCCUAAGAAAUAAAUGUAAUAAGGAAAAACCUGUAGGUAUAUUCCAUUGAGAAGUGGAUAGAAAUAGAGUUUGAAUGAAGAAUUUCAAUAUAGAGAGAUUGAAGAAGAGAAUUAAGAACCAUAAAAAGGUAGUGAUUACAAAGACUAGGGAAAUGUUACACUGAAAGAUAUCUAUAAGAUGCAUGUGUUCGGAUAACCAUUAUAAAGUGAAUAGCUUUAAUGGGAAUCAAAGAAUUUAUUGCAUUUUGCUGACAAUACUCCUUCAAAACGAAAAAUAUUGUCAGACAUAAAUCCAGCUAUUUUGGAAACUUAUUAAAACUUAAUAGAUUAUAGAGAACAAUACUAAAAUAGUUAAGAUUAUUAAUUCAGUUAAAGAAAGAUUAGUAAAGUACCAUUUAAAGUAUUGGAUGCUCCUUAAUUAUAAGAUGAUUUCUAUUUAAAUCUAAUAGAUUGGAGUUCUUAAAAUGUAUUAUCUGUUGCUUUAUCCUCAUGUGUUUAUUUGUGGUCAGCAUAUAACAAUAGAGUAACUAAGUUUUGUGAUUUUGGUAAUAAUGAUAUGGUUUGUUCAUUAAUAUGGAAUCCUUAAGGAAAUUAAUUGGCUAUAGGAACUGGUUCAGGAGAAGUGCAUAUAUAUGAUUAAGAGAAGAUGAAAAGAAUUUAAAUAUUGGAAGGACAUUCUGCAAGAGUUGGAUCUUUGGCUUGGAGUGCAAAUGUAAAUUAAUUAUAANAAUAAAUAAACAUAUUUUUAAUUGUCUGUUAAGAUGGAUCUUAUAAUAAAAAUGACACUUAAAAUUCAACGAUUAAUUAAUAUUAUAAAAUAUAUGGAAAUUUUUAACCCAAUUACUUAGUGAUAAAUAAUUUAUACUAGAUAUGA
Paramecium primaurelia is the source of this 1133-nucleotide messenger RNA. Lineage: Eukaryota; Ciliophora; Oligohymenophorea; Peniculida; Parameciidae. The record is from the annotation of a GenBank genome assembly.